This is a messenger RNA of Engraulis encrasicolus (European anchovy), 1678 nucleotides long. It is a transcript of the gene opn4xb, whose product is annotated as opsin 4xb. Gene Ontology annotation, molecular function: G protein-coupled photoreceptor activity. The record is from RefSeq and is a predicted model, not a curated record. Lineage: Eukaryota; Metazoa; Chordata; Actinopteri; Clupeiformes; Engraulidae. Gene Ontology annotation, cellular component: plasma membrane. The transcript has 9 exons. Gene Ontology annotation, biological process: phototransduction; cellular response to light stimulus; visual perception. The coding region runs from base 1 to 1626 and encodes 541 amino acids.
AUGGAGCUGCAGGAGGAGCAGCUACAGCAGCAGCUGCAGCAGCAGCAGCAGCACAGCAACUUCCUCAAGAAGGUGGACGUCCCCGUCCACGCGCACUACAUCGUGGCCGCCUGCAUCAUCACCAUCGGGGCCCUGGGUAUCACCGGGAACGCCCUUGUCAUAUUCGCCUUCUACAGCAAUAAGAAGCUGAGGAGUUUGCCGAACUUCUUCAUCGUGAACUUGGCGGUGAGUGACCUGCUCAUGGCCUCCACCCAGGCUCCCAUCUUCUUUAUCAACUCCCUCUACAAUGAAUGGGUGUUCGGGGAAACAGGCUGUAAGAUGUAUGCCUUCUGUGGUGCGCUAUUCGGCAUCACUUCCAUGAUCAACCUGCUGGCCAUCUCUAUCGACCGCUACCUGGUCAUCACCAGACCUCUGGAGACCAUGAAGAGCAACUCCAAACGCCGCACCACACUGGCCAUCCUCCUAGUCUGGCUCUACUCUCUCCUCUGGAGCCUGGCACCCCUUGUUGGCUGGAGUUCUUACAAGCCGGAGGGCCUGAUGACCACCUGCACGUGGGACUACACCACGUACACCAUUUCCAACAGGAGCUAUACCAUGAUGCUUUGCUGCUUCGUCUUCUUCCUGCCUCUCGGUAUCAUCCUCUACUGCUACGUCGUCAUGUUCUUGACCAUCCGCCAAGCCAGCAGGGACUUGGAGCGGAUGGGGACGUCCACCAUGCAGCAGUCCAUCCGUAGUGAGUGGCGCCUGGCUAAGAUUGCUGCCGUGGUCAUCGUGGUGUAUGUGCUGUCCUGGUCCCCCUAUGCCUGCGUCACACUCAUCUCCUGGGCAGGGUAUUCCCAUCUUCUUGGUCCAUACUCCAAAACGAUACCUGCAGUUAUCGCAAAAUCAUCCACAAUUUACAACCCAUUCAUCUACGCGAUUAUACACACAAAAUACAGGAACACGUUAGCUGAGAAGGUCCCCUGCCUGGCCUGCCUCCGGAAGAGACAUAAGGACUGCUUGUCCACUACCAACAGCGAGACCUAUGCCAACGACGGCGGCUUCAGUAGGCAGUCAUCCAUGAGCAAGAAGAAACUCUUCGCCGUCACCAUGACGACAGCCACCCCCAGCAACGAUGUGGUUCACAUGGUGCAGGCCCCGAAGAUGUGUGACGUGGAGAUGGAUGUGAUGUCGCGUAAAGCGGACUCCUUCAGGAGCUCUUCCUCAUUCCCCUUACUGCAGGAGAGCACCAGCAGAGGAGCCAGGUGGCACAAGACCACACACCACAAGGCCACCGACAAUCGACCCACCAGCAUCCCAGUAUCCAUGAGUCUGUGUGAGGAUGACCUGGUGACGGGAUCGCUGCACACGGCCUCCGUCCCGCUGCUCGUCUCCUCCGGGGACCCGCUCGUGUCGCACCUGACCUCGGCCUCGGGCGGCAGCACCACACACAUCGUCUCCUCAUAUGCCAGCCACAGCCACAGGGACAGGGACAGCUACAGGGACAGCUACAGGGGCAACCUGGAGACAGUGUGCUUCACCACCAGGUCCUGCUACGGCGUCCCGCGCAUUAUCAUCAGCCCCACCUCGGAGAACAGUCUGACGGAAGAGGCGCUGUACUUGGACAAUAAACCGGGGAGGCGAUGAGGGAUGAAGUGGACUGAUGCUGAUGGCCUCUAUCAGAGACAGCGUAACCAGU